AAUAAAAUAGUGUACAACAAAUUGAAUCUCUUCUCGCAUACGUACAAAACAUACAUUCCUUUCUCAAAGCCUCCAUGUCUAAUCAACCAUAAACCCAAAAAAUAUAUAUAAAAAAAAAAACAGAACUCUACAUACACAAAUUAUAUAUAGAUAUAUACAUUUACAGCAACCCGGCGUCGUGGCUCUGUCGUCCGACGGAAAUGAAGGAGCCGAUGAUGCGGCGGCGCACCCUCAUGCUCUGUGAGGAACUCUCACUUCCAUCGUUUCAAAUCAUAGUGAUAAACGCAGAUGUGGGAUGUGUCCGUUGUCAAGACAGAGUCUCUAAGAUUGUCUCCAAGAUGACCGGGAUAGAAGAAUACGUGGUUGAUGUAAAGAAGAAGCUGGUCAUGGCACGAGGUGACUUUAAACCGCGUUUGAUUUCUCAUCAGCAACAAGUCAAGGGCGUCGUCUCUCAAACUCUGUUCCAAGACGCCAAACGCUUUUUUCGGUCUCUAAACCUCUUCCUUCGCUCAAUUUUCUCCCUUUGUUUAUGUCCAAGUACAUUUUAAAUUCUAUCACUUACUACAAAACUCAUUACAGUGAUUAAUAUUGGGACAAAGUAACUAAUAUCCAAGGUGAUUAUUUUUGUGGUA
Eutrema salsugineum is the source of this 632-nucleotide messenger RNA. RefSeq lists its product as uncharacterized. The transcript has 3 exons. NCBI's taxonomy places the organism in Eukaryota, Viridiplantae, Streptophyta, Magnoliopsida, Brassicales, Brassicaceae. The record is from RefSeq and is a predicted model, not a curated record. Bases 201 to 548 code for a protein of 115 amino acids. Gene Ontology annotation, molecular function: metal ion binding.